CACGGACUUGUUGUGAUAGCAGGAAAUAUCUGCCCUAAAUUGAAGUCAAUCGGACAGUUUUCUUGUCAAUGGAUUCCGUUGGAGCUAGCAGUAUUAAAGUAACAAUAACGAUCUGUCUCAAGCAGUGAAGUACUGGUAUUCGUACAGUACGGAUCAUAUAAAAAGCAAGUGCAUAUAUCCUUGACAAAGAGGGUUCGGUUGUUGACAGUGUUGAUGUUAGCUGUUUAUAUUUUCUGAUGAUAUGGAAUUAUUUGUGUGUACGUGUGUUUUUUUUUUAAGCAACGUGCGGUUUAUGAUAUUAAAUAAAAUAUUUUCGUCAUGAACUAAAUGUUGUUGCCUAACACAAGAUGUGCUGCCUUUAACAAGUGGUAUUGCAUAUAACAAGCAGUGUUGCCUAUAACAAGUGGUGAUACCUAUAGCAAAUGGUGUUGCCUUUACCAAGUGGUGUUGCUAAUAACAAGUGGUGUUUUGUACAACAGUAACACGUUGUCCAUAAUAAGUGGUGAUGCCUAUAACAAAUAGUGUUGCCUUUAAGAAGUGGUGUUGGCUUUAACAAGUGGUGUUUUUAAUAACAAGUUGUGUUGCAUAUAACAAGUGGUGUUGCUAGUAACAAGUGAUGUUGCAGAUAAAAAGUUGUGUUACAAACAAGUGGUGUUGCAGAUAACAAGUGGUAUUGCCUGUAACAAGGGCUGCUGCCUUAUACAAGUUGUGUUGAUAAUCACAUGUUGUGUUGCCUAUAAAAGUGGUGUUGCCUAUAUCAAGUGGUACUGCAUUUCACAUGUGGUGUUGCAUUAAACAAGUGGUGUUGCAUAUAACGAGUGGUGUUUUUUUUAAGUGGUGUUGCCUGUUACAAGUGGUGUCGCCUAAAACAACUGGUGUCACCUGUAACACGUGGUAUUGCCUUUAGCAAGAGGUGUCGAUUUUAACAAGUGAUGUUUCCUAUAACAAGUGUUGCCUAUAACACGUGUUGCCUAUAACACGUGGUGUUUGCUUUAACAAAUGGUGUCGACUAUAACAAUUUGUAUUGCGUAUAACAAGUAUAAUUUAAGUAAAGUAAAUACGGCAAUUCAAUUCUACCGUAAAGCAAAGGGAAGCUUAACUUUGACUUUGAUGGCAUGCUUCGCUGGGGGUGAUGGAACACUGUUGCGACAAAAUAAAGGUUGUAAAUGUCAAACGUAUUUUAGUUUAUGUUUUACAACAAUCAUAAGUUCGGGAUAUGCAAGUGUAAUGUCUAGUCGGAUUGUGAGAAAUGAUCGUCUCUAGAUAUAUGCGAGAAACAUUGAUAUCGAUGACGAAAAUGCAUGCUUUGAAAGCAUACAAGACUGCAGCGUGUGGUUUGGCAUUUCGAGUGACUAAUGAAGUCAUCCUCUUAGCCUCGAACAUGGGCCGGUGGAGGCCGAAACGCUGGACACCAACUUCCGUUGUACAAAUCAUCCUUGGUGUCAUGGUAACAGUGCUGCUGGCACACACCUGGCAACAGCCCACGUGUCUGCUUCAUAUCAAACCAGCUCUCAUUACCGGCGUCGGCCUGUGCACCAUCAUGAUAUGCGUUGACAUCCUGCUUCACAAGCCGGGCUCCACCCACAACAUCGUCUCUUUACUGAAACAAUACGUACUCCAGCGAGCCUUGUACGCCGUUGGGCUUAUCAUGCACCGGAAAUUCCGCAAAUUGUGUAUAAAUGUUUAUGAACAGCAGCAAAAACUCCUGGCGGAAAUUAUCAGUGCAAAUAAAGAAACCCAAGUAGCGAGAUCCCUCCGCGUCGAUUCCGUACACGACGUACACGAAUUUCGAACAAAAGUGCCUCUUACGUCUUAUAAAGAUUAUGAAAGAUUUACAGAAAUCGUCUGUAACGAUGAAUCUUCAAACGUUUUCUUUCCCGGAAAAGUGGAUUUUAUCGCAAAAACGUCCGGGACAACUUCCGGUAAAAGCAAGUUGUUUCCUAAAUCACUCCGCCUGUUAAGAAGGCUGUCCGGGAAGUGGCUUCUUUUGUCACAAAAAUGUUUUAUGGAAAUUCCAAGGAACAAUUAUCUCAGGAAAUGGCUAGCUGUGCGGGUAGAACCACGCACUCAAAAAAGCAACUCUAGUAUUACAGUUGGACCUAUUUCCGGUGUGGCUUCCAGCUACUCACUCAAUCCAUACGUUGCGCCGGAUGUCGUCAGGACCAUGUCUAACGAAAAUUACGUUAUUUAUUUAAAUCUGCUGUUCGGCCUUAAAACGAAAGAUAUUUGUAAUUUAUUCUUUUCUACGUCACAAAUGGGUGUUUAUUUUUUCAAGGAAUUAGAAAGGAACUGGCAGCAAAUCUGUGACGAUAUUGAGAACGGAAGUCUAUCUGACACGGUGAACUUGUCCCCGGACGUUCGCGAGGCCCUUAUAAAGGAACUGGGAGGAUGUGACGUCAUCACAGCGAGGCGUCUUCGCCAGGAGUUCCGGAAGGGGUUUCAGGACAUCGUGCCGCGCCUGUGGCCGGAGUGCGCAGGAGUGUUCUGUCUGGCGACGGGAUGCUUUGAAAAGCACGCAGACAUUCUGCGGCGCAAGUAUCUGGGAUCCCUACGCGUGUUCUCUACGUUCCACGCAGGAAGUGAGGCGUUCUAUGGCGUGAACACGCACUUGUUGGCAGACGACAUCACAUAUACCGCCAUGACGCCGUUCAUAUUCUUCGAGUUUAUACCGGAAGCGCACGUGGACGAAGAUCAACCAGAGACGCUUCUUUGCAAUCAGGUGGAAGUAGGUGAGCGGUACGAGCUGGUGGUGACCACGUGGGAGGGGCUGUACCGCUACAGAUCGGAGGACGUCGUGCAGAUUGCAGGCUUCGAGGGCACCGUACCAGUGUACAAAUACUGCAGAAGACGCGGGGACAUUCUUUGCGUGUGCACAGAGCGCGUUCCUGAAUUCCUUUUGGCCGAUGCGGUGGAGUGGUGCAUAGCUGCGAACCGGAAGUCAUACGUGGACUUCAUAUCCACGGAGAGCUAUAAUCUUCCAGGAGCGUCCGGACGGGGCUACUACGUAAUCUUUAUCGAAAUGCAAUCUGGGCACCAUUUAACCGAAACAGAAACAGCAUUGGUUGACAGCGAGCUGAUGAGACUACACGACGGUUACCAUAGUUUCCGCGAGAGCGGUAAAAUUACUCCGGUGAAGGUCGUUCAGGUGGCGCCACGAACGUUUGAACUCCUGUCAAGGGAGAUAAUGGCGCAGAACCAGAGCACGGUGAUGCAAUUCAAACUACCUCGGAUAAUUAGAACACUUUCAUUUCUGACGUUUCUAAUGCAAAGAAGUGAAUGUGAGACUGACCAUGGAUGACUGAAUGGUUGAAAUGUCGUGUUGUUUUCUUCUUAACAUUUGCCUGAAAAUAUCAUUCACAAUAAAUGUAUUGCUGAUGAUUAAGACUUUAAAGAACAUAUUUAUGAUUUUAUAUAAUUGUAUUUCAUUGAAUAUUUAUUUGAAUAUUGAAUUUAA
Dreissena polymorpha is the source of this 3454-nucleotide messenger RNA. RefSeq lists its product as uncharacterized. Gene Ontology annotation, molecular function: acid-amino acid ligase activity. Gene Ontology annotation, cellular component: cytoplasm. The coding region runs from base 1250 to 3298 and encodes 682 amino acids. NCBI's taxonomy places the organism in Eukaryota, Metazoa, Mollusca, Bivalvia, Myida, Dreissenidae. The transcript is spliced from 8 exons. The record is from RefSeq and is a predicted model, not a curated record.